This is a messenger RNA of Humulus lupulus (European hop), 1488 nucleotides long. RefSeq lists its product as uncharacterized. Gene Ontology annotation, molecular function: zinc ion binding. Lineage: Eukaryota; Viridiplantae; Streptophyta; Magnoliopsida; Rosales; Cannabaceae. The record is from RefSeq and is a predicted model, not a curated record. Bases 1 to 1488 code for a protein of 495 amino acids. The transcript is spliced from 3 exons.
AUGGAAGACCACAGGCAGGCUAAUUGCAAUGUCAUUGGGGAACUAAUAAAAUCAAAAUACAUGUCAAUAAAGAGAGUACACACACCACAUGACAUAAUCAACGACAUGCUAGAUGAUUUUGGUGUUUCAAUGGGGUACCAAAAAGCCUGGAGAGCAAGAGAAAAAGCUUUAGAAUUGGCAAGGGGAAACCAAGAUGAUUCAUACCAAAAACUUCUCAUCUACCUUCACAUGCUAAAAGUCUCGAACCCAGGUACAAUUACACACCUGGUUACAAACAAUACAGAACACUUCAAAUAUAUGUACCUAGCAUUUGCAAAUUCCAUCAAAGGAUGGAAACACUGUAGGCCAGUCAUUGUGAUAGAUGGAACUUACUUGAAGACAUCAUUUGGGGGAACUUUAUUCACUGCUUCAACAAUGGAUGCUAACAACAACAUAUUCCCAUUAGCCUUUGGAAUAGGAGACUCUAAAAAUGAUUCAUCAUGGUUAUGGUUUUUCACAAAGCUAAAGGAGACAUAUGGAGAAAGAGAAGACAGGCAUAAAAGCAUAGAAAAUGCUAUAGACAAUGUAUACCCAAAAGCUUUCCAAGGAGCAUGCAUAUUCCACCUGUUAAACAACAUUAAAGUCAAUUUUGGUGUCCAUGGGGAGGACCUAAACCUAAACUUUGUCAAAGCCGUAAAGGCAUACAGGGUACAAUCAUUUGAGCACUACAUGCAUGAAAUAGACAAGAUUGACACACGCAUAAGACCGUAUUUACAAAAAAUUGGAUAUUUAACUUGGUCUAGAUGCCAUGCUCUAACAAGAAGAUAUAUAAUGAUGACAUCAAAUAUAGCUAAAUCAAUAAAUGCUGCAUUGAAAGCUGCAAGAACGCUGCCAAUCACUACAAUGAUGGAGGGCCUUCGAAGUUUAGUUCAAAAAUGGGUAUGGAAAAAUGGUAACGAAGCAAACGGAACAUUCACACAAGUAACAACAGAUACUGAAACUGUGCUUAGAGAAAACUUUAUUCGUGCCAUUAAAUUUCAGGUCUUCCCAGUAAACACUAUACUGUAUCAAGUUGUGGUUGAACAGAAAGGAAAUUUUUUGGACAACCUAAUGGAGAAAACAUGUGAAUGCAAAAGAUUCCAACAAGACGAAAUACUGUGUGCACAUGCAAUAGCAGUAUUCGCCAAAACACGGCUGAAAACAUAUGAUUAUGUUGCUAAUUACUACAAAACUACAACUAUGAAAGCAACAUAUGACUCAACUGUUCAUCCAUUGCCAAAUGAAAGCGAAUGGACACUGCCAGAGACUUUAAACAUAAUUUUCCUACCACCAAAAUCAAGAAAACCACCAGGCCGCCCUAGAAGAAAAAGAAUCAGAUCUAGAGGAGAACCAAAGGUGCAAAUAAAAUGUGGAAGAUGCGCGCAGCAAGGGCAUAAUAGAAAAACAUGCAGGAAUGAACCAAUCCCAAAGCUGCGAAACACAACAAAGUCAAAGAAAAUAGACAAAUAA